AGCUUUCUGAAAUCCAAUGCUGAGCACGCAGCAGUCAGUGAGUGGAUUCCGUUUUGAUAGUGACUCGUUGUGUUCAGUGCUCUAUAGCGAUAAUAGUGUUUGGGAGCAAAUUGACAGAUCACUAUCUCUUCUGCAAAUAUGCAGCUAUGAAAAAUCGUCGACCAAAUUUUGCAAAACUCGGAGGCAGACGUAUUAAAAGCGGAAAACUUUCUUCUAUUUUUAGACCUGUUUGAUCUCUGCCAACAUUUAUUUGUCUGUUGCGAAAUAUGUCUUGCAGGAACUUAGAGACCAGCCGCCGGACGGUGGCUGUGUCUGUUACCCUCUUAGGAGCGGCUUUGUGUGCAGUCAUGAUGGCUUAUAUGGUUUUCGGGGACAACAAUGACGAGGAAGGACUCAGGACGCUCAGAAUGAUUUCGAUAAUUUUCAGGCAUGGGAAUCGCACUCCAACAGAUUUUUACCCCAACGACCCAUACUUGCUCUACGACUGGCCAGGUGGUCAAGGCGCUCUGACCGAGACAGGUGCUCUACAAAUGUAUAAUUUGGGUAAAACCCUUCGGAUGCGUUACUAUCGUCUACUCCCCACAAACGGACUGUAUUCGAAGGAUGAAAUGCAUAUCCUUAGCAGUGCAGCAGAGCGCUGUCUUAUGAGUGCCUCCAGUCUCCUGGCUGGAUUCUUACCGCCCCUAGAGAGUCGCAAUAUAUUGCCCAUACCAUGGCAACCUGUGCCAGUAAAUUUGAUACCACGAGACCGAGACUUCCUGCUUGCCCAGAAAAAACCAUGUCCCACGUAUGACGAAAUAUUGGGAAAACUCUACUCCAAUCCACCACCAGACUUGAAAAAAUUGAAUGAGAAAAGUGCAGAGCUUUAUAGAUUUUUAACGAAGAACACCGGAAAGAAUAUAUCUAAUAUUCGCGAAGUUGAGCUGUUGUUCAACACUUUAGCGAUCGAACAGGACGCUGGGUUAACUCUACCUGCAUGGACGGAAAGUGUUUUCCCUGAUAAAAUGUUGCCUCUAGCAGAACGCAACUAUGUUCUCCACACGGAAACAUCACUCAUGAAAAAAAUUAAGGGCGGGCCACUGAUUACAACGAUUUACCGAAAUAUGACGAGAAAACGAGGGAAGAAGCUCCAGCCAGAUAGGAAAGUAUUCCUCUAUUCAGCACAUGAUGUUACAUUAGUCAAUGUAAUGAACUCAUUGGGUAUUUUGGACCAGACCGCCGCGAGACCGGAUUAUGCAAGUGCAUUGGUAUUUGAAAUGCAUCAUAGUAAUUAUUAUAAGGAUGAUUUCGAAGUGAAGAUUGUAUACUAUUUCAACAGCGAAGACAAGUUUCCAAAGGAACUACGCAUACCUAACUGUGAUUCACCUUGUUCACUGACGAAUUUCGGGCGCUCUAUUGAGCACUUACUUGUAGAUGAUUAUGAUGAGAUAUGUGGUGCGAUCUCAUAGCGAUAAAUUGUCCGACAAAAAUAAACCCCUUUGUUGUUGU
Molecule: messenger RNA, 1488 nt
Organism: Hermetia illucens (black soldier fly)
Lineage: Eukaryota; Metazoa; Arthropoda; Insecta; Diptera; Stratiomyidae
Product: lysosomal acid phosphatase
Exons: 8
Coding region: 267-1448 (393 amino acids)
Biological process (GO): dephosphorylation
Molecular function (GO): phosphatase activity
Source: RefSeq, a predicted model, not a curated record